Messenger RNA from Microsporum canis CBS 113480, 480 nucleotides. RefSeq names its product SamB protein. Gene Ontology annotation, cellular component: MUB1-RAD6-UBR2 ubiquitin ligase complex. Lineage: Eukaryota; Fungi; Ascomycota; Eurotiomycetes; Onygenales; Arthrodermataceae. Bases 1 to 480 code for a protein of 159 amino acids. Gene Ontology annotation, biological process: ubiquitin-dependent protein catabolic process; establishment or maintenance of cell polarity. The transcript is spliced from 2 exons. The record is from RefSeq and is a predicted model, not a curated record.
AUGAGAGAAGUCAACUUCAGCAUCCCCAGCGUCAACAAGGCGGCUGUGAACAUCACCACCACCCUCUACGAUAGACGUGCCCUCGACUGCACCUCCACCCUGCCGCUCAUCAACUCGCUCAACCAUCUCGCCUACCUCACCACCUCUUCAGACCGCAUCCGUGACAUCCUCACCGUCGACGGUGGAAUCGAGCAGCUGGUAUGCAUCCUCAAGGCGGGCCGGAGCAAGGACCUCAUGGAGAUGUGGAAGUGGAACCUCGCCUUCCAGUGCGUGGUCAACAUCGGCGUCCGUGGCUCAGAGAACGUCCAGAGACCACGCCCGCUCGUCCACCUCGCGGACCGCCUUCUACGAGCGCGGGACCACCCGACGGCAGGCUCCUCCGCCCUCCAUCGAGAUCCCCUUGCCCUACGGCCAGGAUGGCCCGCCGACCGACGCCACCAACACCACCGCCGCCACCACCGCAGACGGCCGUCACCAUAA